Blumeria graminis f. sp. triticale is the source of this 315-nucleotide messenger RNA. NCBI's taxonomy places the organism in Eukaryota, Fungi, Ascomycota, Leotiomycetes, Helotiales, Erysiphaceae. The record is from the annotation of a GenBank genome assembly.
AUGGCCAUCCACACCAUUACAAGUCUAGAUGAAUACCACAAGCUUGCCAAGAGUCACGACAAGAUUAUAAUUCGGUUCACGGAGGAGUGUAAUGGUCCCUGUAAAACGAUUGCCCCCCUCUAUGAAAAGUUAUCUGAGACACAUAAAGAUAUCUUUUUCCUUAGUGUCAAUGUGGACAAAUGUAAGGACGUAGCAACUGAAUUUAAGAUCAACUCGAUGCCAACAUAUUUUGCUGUUAAGACUAGAAAAAUUGAUAAAGUCUUGGUCGGAGCGAAUUUUUACGGCUUAACUAAACUUGUUGCGAGCUUCAAAUAA